Molecule: messenger RNA, 680 nt
Organism: Drosophila hydei
Lineage: Eukaryota; Metazoa; Arthropoda; Insecta; Diptera; Drosophilidae
Gene: dgt4
Product: augmin complex subunit dgt4
Exons: 1
Coding region: 119-646 (175 amino acids)
Source: RefSeq, a predicted model, not a curated record
AUCGAUAACCCAGGGAGCCUGCCAUCAACAAACAGACGUGCUUUUUUUCAAAUACUAUUACAUGUACAAGUGUGUAUAUAAAAAUUAUUUUUGUUUUUGAAAAGGAAAUAUAUAUACAAUGACAACAGAAAAUAACACAAGCAAUGGCCUCGAGGAUAUACAGUAUCUGCUGCAUCUGGAAUCCCUCAAGCGCUACACAGAGCAAGCAAAAAACAUGCACCGCCAAGCAGAAGAGCAUGCGCGCCAUUUUGUCGACGCCAAACGUGAAUAUCAGCGGGAAUACACAAGCCUAGUCAAUUUGAGCAAACAUGUCGAUCUGCGUGAGAUACUGGAAGCGAAGAGCACUGAAAUAGCCGCUGCACAAGUGUCAAGCCUACCCGCCCAGCUGGAUGGAAUAAGCGCCGCCCUUUCCAAUGACAGACGACCAACGGAAUUUGAUGUCCAAACUCUGGAGGAGUGCAAACAGCAGCUGCAGAGCAAUCAUCGACCGCGGACAAAGCUAACGAAUCAACAUAAAUUCACCAAGAAUCGGGAAGCGUUUAAAACGCUACACACCAUGAUCAAGAGUGUGGAAAAUGGCUUUCAGCUGUCUACAUUGGCGGCAAUGGAUCAAAUGAUCAUCGAUCCCCAGCGGCCGAAUCAAUAAUUUGUAAUAAAUUACUUUUUAAAUGCAAAAAACA